Molecule: messenger RNA, 1209 nt
Organism: Closterium sp. Naga37s-1
Lineage: Eukaryota; Viridiplantae; Streptophyta; Zygnematophyceae; Desmidiales; Closteriaceae
Source: the annotation of a GenBank genome assembly
AUGGCGCUACCCCUGGGCAAGCUGGGGGAUCUGGUGCUGAAGACGCUCAGCAAGCCGCUCGCCAAGGCCAUCAAGCGCCGCGCCGCUAGCCACCCCAAGUUCCGCGCCUCCAUCGCCAACUGGGCGCAGGUGCGUGCGCGCGCAGGGGCUCCGCGCGCAGGGGCUCCGCCUGCAGGGGGGACGCAUAGGGUGCGCGCACAGCCUCCGCGCAUAGAGAGCGCGGUUCCGCACAUAGGGUGGUUCCGCGCGCACUGCUACCCCAAGUUCCACGCCAUCCCGUUCCAUCGCCCACUGGCGCAGUUGCGCGCACAAUGGGUGCACGCACAUUGGUGCACGCACAUUGGUGCGCGCACAUUGGGUGCACGCAAGGGCGCCACCCGCAUUGCGCGCGCCUCGCACUCUCGUUCCCAACACCGCCUUUUGCUUCCCUCCUUCCCUCCUAUAGCCACUCCUCCAGCCAUCCCCUCCCCCUUCUCCCCUCCCCCCCAUUCCCCCUCUUCCCCCCAUUCCCCCUCUCUCCCCCCCCACCAAUGCCCCCCAGGGCUACCACCGGUUCACGGUGCGGCUGCAGCGGCGGCUGGCUACCACCGGUUCACGGUGCGGCUGCAGCGGCGGCUGUACGGGCAGGCCCCCUUGGGGCACAUCAAGCGGCUGAACGAGGAGAAGGCCGUUAGCACCGCUAGCGAGGUGGUGGGGGAACUGAUCGUCUUUGCUGUGGCGGGGGGCGUGGUGUUCAUUGAGGCGGCUAGGAGCGCCCGGUCGAAUGCUCGCAAGGAGGCCAAGCUGAAGCAGGAGCGUGAGGCGCUGCAUGAGAGGGACAGGCAGCUGGAGGAGGAGGCGAGGCGGCUGAGGGAGCGAGAGGAGCAGCCAGGAACGACUGUUGCUCUCUUCUUCAUGCCUCUCACCCUUUCCCUUGCCCUCUCUCGUUCUUUCACGUGGCAGGCGCUGCACGAGAGGGACAGGCAGCUGGAGGAAGAGGCGAGGUGGCUGAGGGAGCGAGUGGAGCAGCUAGAGGAGGCCCUGGCUGCUGACGUGUGGCUGCCACGUGUCCUCACCGGAUUGGCCACCGGCAGUGGGAGGGACAAGAGAAGGGGAAGCAGAGGGCAGGGGAGGGGGGAGCAGGGAAGGGGGCGAGAGAGAGGGGUAUGGGGUGGAGGAGGAACAGGGAGAGGGAUCGGCAGCAGGGAGCAGCAGCAGGGAGGGCAGUGA